CGCCUAUGUAGGGUAGCUGCCCCGGGGUUCCAGAGCUGUGUGCGCGGGCCCGGAGGAGGCAUCAACACUUGGAAAAGACGGGUGUGUGUUGCAGGGUGAUUCAGGAUGGUGGACCAGCCUCUGUGGGAGCAGAUAGGAUCCAGCUUCGUGCAGCACUACUACCAGAUGUUUGAUUCGGACAGAACACAACUUGGAUCCAUAUAUAUUGAUGCAUCAUGCCUUACGUGGGAAGGACAACAGUUCCAGGGAAAAAGAGCAAUUGUUGAGAAACUUUCUAGUCUCCCCUUCACAAAAAUAGCGCAUAGUAUAACAGCGCAAGACCACCAGCCAACUCCAGACUGCUGCAUCUUGAGUAUGGUUGUAGGACAGCUAAAAGCAGACGACGACCCCAUCAUGGGUUUCCAUCAGAGUUUCAUCCUCAAGAACAUUAACGAUGCAUGGGUGUGCACCAAUGACAUGUUCAGGCUGGCCAUUCACAACUUCGGCUAAGCCCUUACCUUAUUCUGGUGGGCAGGGGCAGCCAUAGUGAAGGGCACCGUGUAAAGUAUGGAGGGAGGGGAGGGAGGAGUUGAGGAUGGAGAGAAGAGAGAACACUCAUCCCUCCCUCCUGCUGUCUCAUUUACGCCUGUUUGACAAACAAGCAAACACCGGAUUCUAGAUGUCAAUCACUGAACCUCAUCCAGGUGGGUUUUCAAACCACCCCAGCCAGUAGAACUGCGAUGUGUUUCUUUGCUGAGAGCCGGCCGACCAAUCAGACGCCCCUGUCUGCCACUCCGCUGAUCUGCAUGACGCUGGGAGCCCCUCAUUACAAUAUCUACACUCAAGCCACCAGGAAGACAAAACAGCUGACCGACGCCAUUAACUCAUACUCUGCUCUGCUCUCCACCCUUCUUUACUCUAUUCUAACCCAUUCUUCUCUAACGUUGACUCCACUGCUGUCAACUCAGUUCUGUUAGCACUAUUGUUGACUGGCUUGUAGAUCCAUGUUCAGGUCCAGAGUCAGCUUCCUCAGUUCCGACUUGUGUUGUAAUUUGUUUUUAGAUGCCACUUGUGUUGUUGACUUUAGCUUGCCUAAGUGUGUUUAACUAAGUUUUAUCUCCCUUUACACGAUUGUUAACUUUACCAUGAUUCAUUCUCAUGUCGGGUUUUGCUCUUGCAAACCAAAGAACAUGGAGGACAUAGUUUCACCUUGCUGUGUGAUUGGCUCUGAUCUUUCAUAAGUUUUUCUCUAUCUCUCUCACUCUCUCUAUCUCUCUAUCUCUCUCUCUCUCUCUCACACACACAUCUGGCAGUUAACAUGGACUACAGCCACGAUACACAAUAAAACCUGGACUUUUUUCUUAAUGGUG
Seriola dumerili (greater amberjack) is the source of this 1349-nucleotide messenger RNA. RefSeq names its product nuclear transport factor 2 (gene nutf2). Gene Ontology annotation, cellular component: nuclear pore central transport channel. The record is from RefSeq and is a predicted model, not a curated record. The transcript has 5 exons. The coding region runs from base 106 to 489 and encodes 127 amino acids. Lineage: Eukaryota; Metazoa; Chordata; Actinopteri; Carangiformes; Carangidae. Gene Ontology annotation, biological process: protein import into nucleus.